CUAAAACCUAACUCAAACCACAAUGGGGGUGGUGCAGUUAGUCGAUCAAAGCAUUUAGACAUUUACGGAGGGUGAAACCCCCCAUAAACCCUUAACCCCCGAAGUAAGAAGUACUGAGAAGUCGCAGGUAUGGAUACACACAGAGACAUAAACACAAACACUUGGAAUGCAAUGGAACCCUGAGACCGAGAGGAGAAGAAGAAGAAGAACAUUCCCAUUCCAAUUCCAUUGAUCCAUGAUGCUCCCACUCAAACAUGUAACCAAACACCGUCUCAGAUCCAAAUCCUUCAUCUCCUCAAUUCUCGACCCGUGCUCUGACCAUGCUCCAUACACUUCUCUAGCAUCAUCAUCUUCCUCAGCCUCAACUUCCUUUUUUAUCUCCCAAAACGACGUCGCCUCCUCCUUCAAGACGUGGUUCGCGUCGGCGCGGCAGCAGCAGCUCCCCUUCGACCCCCUCCUGAACCGCAUCCACCAAAUCCUCUCCUCCCCCGACGACGAGGAUUUCUCCGCCGCGCUCUCCGCCCUCCGCCUCCCCUUAUCGGAGCGCCUCGUCCUCCGCGUCCUCUGUCACGGCGCCGCCCGCCGCGACAUUCUCCCCUGCCUCAAGUUCUUCGACUGGGCCGGCCGCCAGCCCCACUUCCACCACACCCGCGCCACCUUCGUCUCCAUCUUCAAAAUCCUCGCCCGCGCCGACCUCAAGCCCCUCGUCCUCGAAUUCCUCGACGCCUUCCGCCGCCGCAUCUUCCACCACCGGGGCCGCUUCCACGACAUCCUCGUCGUCGGCUACGCCAUCGCCGGAAAACCCCAAAACGCCCUCCAUGCGUUCGCCCGAAUGCGCUUCCACGGCCUAGACCUCGAUUCCUUCGCCUACCACGUCCUGUUGGAGGCCCUCGUCGAGAAAAACUACCUCAACGCGUUUGACAUCAUCAUGAGGCAAAUUCGCGCCAGGGGCUACGAGAAUCACAUGACAAAUGUCAUUGUUGUUAAGCAUUUGUGCAAGGAGAGAAGGUUGGAGGAGGCUGAGGAUUUUCUCAAUGGUUUGAUGUGUCGUGGGGAGGAGUUAAAAGGGCCUGAAGUGAGUUUUUUAAUUGAUGCAUUGUGUGAGAGUUAUAGGUUUGAGCGUGCGGUUGAGUUGGUUAAGCAAUUUGGGAGCUCUGGAUUGGUUCCGUUGGAUCAUGCUUAUGGGGUUUGGAUAAAGGGUCUUGUUCGGGGUGGGAGGGUGGAUGAGGCAUUGGAGUUUUUCUCUCAGAAGAAGGACUCUGAAGGGUAUUUUCCUGCCACUGUUAGGUAUAAUGUUUUGAUUUGUAGGCUUUUGCAGGAGAAUCGGUUUCGCGAGGUGUAUGAUUUGUUGGUGGAUAUGAAUGAGAGUUGCAUUCCUCCUGAUGUGGUUACCAUGAAUGCUGUCUUAUGCUUCUUUUGCAAAGUGGGGAUGGCGGAUGUCGCAUUUGAGUUGUACCAUUCGAGGUCUGACUUUGGGUUGUCUCUCAAUCACUUGGCUUGCAAGUAUUUGAUACUUACUUUGUGCUGGGAUGGGGGCGCUGAGGAAGCGUUCAAGGUGCUCAGAAGCUCAGCUCAGCGGAGUUAUUUUCCUGAUGGGCGGACAUUUUGCACGCUUGCGAGUGCUUUGUGCAGGGAGCACAAGAUUGAUGAGAUGAAGGAGUUGUUGUAUCUUGCCGUGGGGAAGAAUUUCGUGCCUCCUACGUCAAUGUAUGAUAAGUACAUAUUGGCUCUGUGCCGGGCUGGGAGAGUGGAAGAUGGUUAUUUGGUACAUGGGGAACUUAAGAGUGUUGCUGCCAGGACAUCGUAUGUUAAGAUGAUUAAGAGUUUUGUUAAGUCUGGUAGGGGAGAUAUUGCUGCUCGGCUUCUUGUUGAAAUGAAAGGGAAGGGUCAUAAACUGAUUCGUCCAUGGUGUAGAGAUGUUAUUUGUCGCUUGCUUGAAAUGAAUAAUUCAAGAGGGCGCUUUUUCAAUUUACUGGAGAUGCUGACUCGUUGUCAACAUUCUUGUCAGACUUACAACUUUUUCCUUGACGGAGCUGGACAUGCUAUGAAGCCUGAGUUGGCUAGGGAAGUAUUUGAGUUGAUGCAAAGGAAUGGUAUUAAGCCCAAUUUGUCUUCUCUUAUUCUUAUGUUGCAUGUUUAUUUACUCAGUGGGAGAAUUUCUGAUGCUCUGAAUUUUUUUAAUGGUGUACGGCGCCAGGGUUUGGCAACUAAGAAGUUAUAUGUUGCCUUGAUUACUGGUCUCUGCAAGUUCAAUAAGAUAGACAUUUCACGUGAGUACUUUUUCAGCAUGUUAAGAGUUGGAUUGAAUCCAAGCCUUGAAUGCUAUGAGCUACUUGUGCAAAAGCUUUGCUCUUUGCAAAAAUAUAGUGAAGCAAUACAUAUCAUUAAUGUAUCUCAGAAAAUGGGACGUCCUGUAAGUUCUUUUAUUGGCAAUGUACUUCUUUAUCAUUCUUUGAUUUCACCACAACUCUAUGAUACAUGCAAUUAUUUAAGAGGUGCGGAAGAGGGGGUAUUUUCUGGUAAUUCAACACUUUGCUGGAUGAUUGGUGCAUUUUCUGGUCGUCUCAGAGUGAGCCAUUAUAUUGCGGACCUGGAAAGAUUAGUAGAGAGAUGCUUUCCACCUAAUAUUUUCACAUACAAUCUGUUGUUGAAACAAGUAGCCAAGAGUGAUAUGGACAAAGCUCGUUUGUUGUUUGCUCGGAUGUGUCAAAGGGGUUAUCAACCUAAUUGUUGGACAUAUGAUAUCAUGGUACGUGGUUUCUCAAUUCAUGGGAGGAAACAUGAGGCUAGGCGGUGGCUUGAAGAAAUGUUCCGAAAAGGAUUUUAUGAUGAAAAUCAAUAGAAUAUUCAUUUAAGGAGAAUUGGUCAAGGGCCAAUCAAUGUGUUAAAGAUCUAAAAUGGUUCAUCCAAUUUUGUUGAGAAUGUGCUCAAAUUCAUUGAGAAGUGGACUGCUUACUUCAUGAGGGCUUGGGGUUUAAUGCCAGUACCAUAUUGGCCAUGGACAGUAGUCAUUGCAACAAACAUAUUGUAGUUAUCAGAAUUAAAAGUAGUACUUCGUGACCAGGUGCAUGCUCAUCACUGCUGGCAGAAUCUAAUUCAAAGCUGAAAUGGAGAACUGGUCUUGUAGAAAGAAACAGAGAAGGGAGGAAAAAGUUAUGAAAGAAGUAAAGAAGGGAGGAAGAAGACAAAUAAAGAACUGAUGCAGCGAAGACAGCCAUUAGUCCGUUACCUGAGAGGUCCUAAUAACUGAAGCUGUGAUUAAGUAAAAGAAAGAUGGUAACAUAAAUAAAUGGGUAGGAGGCUUUGUAGACGUGAGCAAAACUCGGAUUGGAGAAGAAUAUGGUUCGGGGUUCCUUUUAUUGAAACUGCGUUUCUAAUUGAUCGGGGGCUCGUUUACCUUGGAAAAUCAUACAAUUACCUCAUGGGGAGGAAUUUAUCUUUAAGAAAGCUAGAAGACAAUACAACACUGGGUGCAUGAUCAAGAAGAGAGAAAAUCGUUAUCGCUUGUUGAUGCCUAUUGUUAGCACCAUCCAAGUCAUCGAUUUGCUACUACAAGAAUUCAUCGUACUAUGGUAGCCUGAGUUCAUAAAGUCUUGCCAUUGUUUCGAUUAAGCCACAAAGUAAGUUGGUAGUAGCUAGUAGGAAAUGUUAGAUUGCAACUUCAAUUUUCUUGUGAUAGUGGGAUACUAGGGGCGGAUUCUAGCAUGCAUGCUAUUCAUGAAUGAUGAACCAUUAAUUACUUCUAACACAGAACUGAACUACAUGGUUUGAUUGUCAAAACCAGUUUCAAAUGGAUGAUGAAGAACCAACAUAGAUUGCUUUAA
Messenger RNA from Glycine soja, 3824 nucleotides. Its product is annotated as pentatricopeptide repeat-containing protein At1g71210, mitochondrial-like. The transcript is spliced from 4 exons. Bases 236 to 2842 code for a protein of 868 amino acids. NCBI's taxonomy places the organism in Eukaryota, Viridiplantae, Streptophyta, Magnoliopsida, Fabales, Fabaceae. Gene Ontology annotation, molecular function: protein binding. The record is from RefSeq and is a predicted model, not a curated record.